GGGGUGGGGGGGUGAAACGGUGCUAGAUCUUCCACUACUCAGAUCAAACCGCUGCGGGAGCACGCGAGCGGCUGCGGGCGGAAAAUGCUCAAGAAGCGUCCGAGCAGGUUGCUGUGAAUCUCCGUGUGAAGAUGGCCUUCUUUCAGAACAACUUCUGGGGGGAGAAGAAUGCCGGCUUUGACGUGCUCUACCACAACAUGAAGCAUGGCCAGCUGGCAACCAAGGAGCUGGCUGAGUUUGUCCGUGAGAGGGCUGCCAUCGAGGAGACUUACUCUAAGUCGAUGAGCAAACUGGCAAAGAUCGCCAGCAAUGGGAGUCCACAGGGGACGUUUGCUCCCAUGUGGGAUGUGUUCAGGGUGUCUUCAGACAAACUGGCCCUCUGCCACCUGGAGCUGAUGAGAAAGAUGAACGACCUCAUCCGGGACAUCAACAAGUACGGAGACGAGCAGGUCAAAGUUCACCGCAAGACGAAGGAGGAGAUGGUGGGGACCGUGGAGGCGGUGCAGGCGCUGCAGGUUCACAGUGGUCACCUUCAGAAGUCCAAGGAGGGCUAUCACGGAAAGUGUUUUGAGCUGGACCGGCUCAGGAAGGACGGGGCUCCACAGAAAGAGGUGGAGAAGGCGGAGCUGAAGUCUAAGAAAGCGGCUGAGUCAUUUGCGUUGAGCAUCGAGAAGUACAACCGAGUGGGAGGAGAGUUUGAGCAGAAGAUGAGCGAGUCUGCCCAGAAGUUUCAGGGAAUCGAGGAGGCUCACCUACGGCAGAUGAAACAGCUGAUCAAAGGCUACUCCCACUCCAUAGAGGACACUCACGUCCAGGUGGGACAGGUGCACGAGGAAUUCAAGCAGAAUGUGGAAAACAUUGGCAUCGAUAACCUCGUUCAGAAGUUUGCAGAGCAGAAGGGAACAGGCAAAGAGAGGCCAGCUCUUGCUGUUUUUGAAGAGUACCUGACGGGCUUGGUACCUGAAGGUGUGAAGAAGAUUCGACCAAAAGCCUUCAGGAUCCCCGGCUUAGGCAAGAGGGACAAGGAGCCAGACUCUACGGAUUCCGCAGUGCCAGAGACGAAUUCACCUCUGGAAGUAGAUGAUGAAGGAUUUGUGAUCCGAGCCGACAGCACCCACAAUGGCUGCUCCGAGGAGAAGGAGAACAACUUCUUCUCCAGUGGCUCAGACUUUGAGGACGAGGAGCCCAAGAAGUUCCACAUCCAGAUCCGACCGGUCGCCACCAGCAGCCGCAGCAACUCUGGCGCCACCGAGAAGGAGCUGAAGGCGACCGUGGGGGCGCUCACCCUGCCGCCCAACCGAGGAGCAAGGCACCAGGUCUCACGCAAGAGUAAUUUUUCCAGAAACUCCAGCAGCGCAGGGGGUCGAUUGGAGGAAGGUGACGCUGCCUCCCACAGGGAUGGCGACCAGGAGGCUAUGCGCAGGUCCACCUCCAGCCCUGAUCACAGCAGGUUGAGCUCCACGGCGUCGGGCUCAGACAGUCUGUUUGGACCUCCGCUGGACUCGGCCUUCAAGUCCAAGAGCUUCGACAGCCGGGAGCAACUCAGAGAGCAGAACAAGUUCCGCGCAUCUGAAUAUGCUGCCUUCUCAUCUGACUCCUCCUCUCCUGAGAACGUGGAGGACUCUGGUCUGGACUCUCCUUCCCAUCAGCCCCUUGGGCCCUCGCCAGAGCCGGUGGGCUGGGCAGCAUGGCCUCCCGUGUCCCAGAGUAAAGAUCAACCUCAGACUCAAACGCUGGGUCGGCCUGUGGACCCUUUCCUCUCUGUCUUCCGUGACCCCUCCCCCGGUGGCAGCCCUUACCCCCAAGAGGACCCUUCCAGCGUCUGGUCCGUUGCCCCAUCGCGUCCUUCUCGUGUGCCCCCCGACAUGGACCCCUCAGCGAUUCAGUUUCCUCCCUUUUCUCAAUCCCUCCCCCCGCCUGAGAUGGAGUCGUCUGUGUGGAACUGUAAACACAUCCCCCCCGAGGAUCCCUUCCUCGCUGCGUUUGAGAGGACCGUCACCCAGGAGACCAUAAACCUGUCUGACGCCUGGGCGCGCCCACCGCCUCGCUCGACCCAGGAGAGCAGGGGGAAGGAGGUGAGAGGGGACCCGUUCUCCAUGAACACCACUGAAACUAAGAAACACCCGACCUCCUCCUCCUCCUCGUCCUCCUCCUCCACUCGUAGAGACAGAGACAGGAAACGAGAUCGCAGCCUUCCUCCUCCCGUUUCCUCCGAUGACCCGUUUGCCAUCACGAUGAUCGGCAGCCCCACGCACCAGUCGACCCUGGCAGCAGCAGCUGGAUUAAUCCCACUGCACAGCACCAGCAGCAGCAGCAGCCACAUGGGAAGCAGCUCUGUGGGCAGCAGCAGACUGGGACUUGACUCUAACUCAGGCUCUUUGCCCACAGCUCAGACAAAGAAGGAGCUGAUGCACUGGAACUCGCUCCACAACCCGUUCAGCGAGAGCGUCUCCAAAACACAGGAGGGGGGAGGCAAAGGAGAGGGGGGGGCAGGAGGGGAGAGGAGAAAACAUCGGUCAUCGGAGAACGAGCCACGCAGGAACGCCCCCCCGCUCACCAGGCACUCGGGCCCACAGGAGGACCUGUGUUUCUCGACUGACAAGGACCAGGACUGCCUGGAUCUCAACACUCAGAUCACCUGCAGCCUCAGCUCCCACAAGGGGUCCAAGCACAACUUCAGACAGGACACAGCUGAGGCGGUCGCAGCUGCUCCUCAGAGAGCGCCCCGGGUCAAGAGGAGCUCGGGAAGAAUCAGCAGCUAUGAGAGGUCGCGCUCCCUGUGCUCGUCCCCUCUGCCGGAGCCCAGCCCCUCCCUCACCUCCUCCUCCUCCUCCAGUCCCAGUGAGUGGGGGCCUCAGGCCAGAGACACCGAGUGGGGGGGUCCCAACCGACCUCCCAGUCCUCCCAGGGCGGGGCAGGCCUCGCCGCUGCCCUACCAGCACCAGGACCACCAGCAGAGGCCGUUGCACCUGUCCAGAGGUCCCAGUCCCAUUUCCCUCAGCACACAGGAGGCCUGGCCAGUGGCAGCAGCCAUAACUGAGUACAUCAACGCCUACUUCAAAGGUGGACAGCAUAACCGCUGUCUGGUGAAGAUCACCGGGGACCUGACCAUGUCCUUCCCAGCAGGCAUCACCAGGAUCUUCACGGCCAACCCCAACGUCCCCGUCCUCAGCUUCCGGCUGGUCCACAUGUCCAGGAUCGAUCACUUCCUGCCAAAUCAGAAGCUGCUCUUCAGUGACCCGUCUCAGAGCGACCCGGACACCAGGGACUUCUGGUUCAACAUGCAGGCUCUGCAGAUCUACCUGCAGAGAGAGGCUGAGCUCAACCCCCAGGCUUCUUAUUACAACGUGGGCCUGCUGAAGUAUCAGGUGUCCUCUCAGGAUCCGGGCCGAGCUCCUCUCCUGCUGUCGGCCGAGUGUCAGCGGAGCGGCACCGUGACCCGAGUGUCUCUGGAUUACCACUGCUGCCCGGCCACCGCCCCCUCCACCCAGCUCACCGCCGUCCAGGUGCUGCUUCCGUUAGACCACACGGCCACCGACCUGCAGUGCCAGCCGCCGGCCUCCUGGAACGUAGAAGAGAGACGGCUGCUGUGGAAACUCCCCAACCUCUCGCCGACCAAUCACAGUAAAGGCUCAGGGACCCUGUGUGCCAGCUGGCAGUGCCUGGAGGUUCCCCGCGGCCCCCCACCCAGCCUGGCCGUGCAGUUCGAGGGCUCCGGGGCGUCGCUGUCGGGCAUGGACGUGGAGCUGGUGGGAAGCCGCUACCGCAUGUCGCUGGUCAAGAAGAGAUUCGCCACAGGGAAGUACAUGGCCGGCUGCUCCUUGUGAAUCACGCGCCCUCUCUGGCGGGUGAGAGAACUGCGUCGGAGUCGAGGAGAUGAUCGGUGGUGACGAGGAGGCUCCAGCUCGGCCUCGAGGACAAUGUGCACUUAACUUCUGAUGGUGUCCUGCAGCUUUAGGACCAAGCCUUUCCCCUUUCCUUCCUCUUCUCCUCCUCCUCUUAAUUUAAGUCGUGUGUUGUAACUCGCUCCUCCUUCCUCUCCCCGGAGGGAAAGUCUUUCUUCUCUCCCUGGACGCUCCUCUGCUCACAUCCUGCUCUGUGUGCCUUUGUAGGUAGAGACUGCAAACUCCACUGGAGGUCAGAGCUUUCCUUGAGCUACAGAGGAAAGUAAAAUACAGAGCGAUCGAGUCCUUUGUGAUCGAGACCUGAGACAAACAGAACCGUUUGUGAACCUGCUGUUUGUUUCCAUUAGAGGUUUUUGUGACGUUGAUAUUUGAUUAAAAAAAUAAAUAAAUGUGCUCAAUGGU
Messenger RNA from Pleuronectes platessa (European plaice), 4307 nucleotides. It is a transcript of the gene fcho1, whose product is annotated as FCH and mu domain containing endocytic adaptor 1. The record is from RefSeq and is a predicted model, not a curated record. Gene Ontology annotation, cellular component: clathrin-coated vesicle; cytoplasm; plasma membrane. NCBI's taxonomy places the organism in Eukaryota, Metazoa, Chordata, Actinopteri, Pleuronectiformes, Pleuronectidae. Gene Ontology annotation, biological process: clathrin-dependent endocytosis; clathrin coat assembly.